Molecule: messenger RNA, 2770 nt
Organism: Nasonia vitripennis (jewel wasp)
Lineage: Eukaryota; Metazoa; Arthropoda; Insecta; Hymenoptera; Pteromalidae
Gene: SAK
Product: polo-like kinase 4
Exons: 12
Coding region: 158-2524 (788 amino acids)
Biological process (GO): protein phosphorylation
Molecular function (GO): ATP binding; protein kinase activity
Source: RefSeq, marked validated
AGUCUGUCAAAUGUCGUUGCAUCGGCGGGCCGCCGCUGCUCCGAAUGUCGAGCAACUCGCGUCAAGCCAAUUAUCAAAAACAACAAACUUUAGAAUAACAGUAAUAGCAGAGAAACGUCUUGUAUCAGGGUGAUUUCCCGAGUGAUAGGCUCAGAAGAUGCCGGCCUUCUCCAAGGCCGGUUUCGGCGAGCACAUUGAGGAGUAUCAGGUACUUAAUCUUCUGGGCAAGGGCGGCUUCGCCAGCGUUUACAGAGCGAAAUGCCUCCGCACGCGCAUGGAAGUUGCCAUCAAAAUGAUCGACAAAAAACUGAUGCAGGCUGCAGGGAUGGUGGGUAGAGUGAGGCAAGAGGUGACCAUUCACUCUCGCCUCAAGCAUCCUACUAUUUUGGAGCUGUAUACUUUUUUUGAGGAUUCAAAUUACGUAUAUUUGGUUUUGGAGCUCUGUCAUAAUGGAGAGCUGCAACGGUAUCUCAAAGAACAUGGCGCUAAGGGCCUUCCCGAACAAGAUGCUGGACGCAUCAUUCAGCAAGUGGUUCAAGGUUUACUCUACCUUCACUCGCAUCAAAUUCUUCACAGAGAUAUGUCUCUGUCAAAUUUACUACUGACUCGUGACAUGCAAGUUAAAAUUGCCGACUUUGGACUUGCAACCCAAUUGUCGCGUCCAGAUGAAAAACAUAUGACUAUGUGCGGAACUCCCAACUUCAUCUCCCCAGAAGUCGCCACCAGAUCUUCCCAUGGCUUAGAAGUGGAUGUAUGGAGUUUAGGCUGCAUGCUCUAUACCCUCCUGGUCGGCAAGCCACCCUUUGACACAGAUGCAGUAAAAAGCACUUUGACGCGCGUGGUGAUGGCCGACUACGUGAUGCCCUCGCACUUGUCGGAUAACGCUAAGGAUCUUAUUGAAAAGCUUCUCAAGAAGAAUCCAAAAGAUAGGAUACGACUGCGCGACAUCAUUAAGCAUCCGUUCAUCACUUCGCUAGAGAAGCAUCGACAAAAUGAAAAGAUUGGCUUGGCGCGAUUCUCGAGCGACAACGUGGAUUCGGGUCUUGGCCGUACGCUGUCUUCUUGUGGUCGUCCAAGGGAUCAUGGUCUUCGAUCGCGUUCACUAGAACGGCCGAAUAAUACUCAAAUGCACUAUAAUGGAUUUGGAACGGCUGUCAGCGCCAGAAGCGAACCGCUUAUCGAACCCUCUACUAGUAUUCGUGGCUCUUAUCACCUUGGAUACUCGGGUCAUGAGCAACGGGACAAAGACGACUCGGUAUUGAUGGGUAUCCCUCUUCCGCCACCACCACGAAAUGGUUUCAGACAGUCCCAGUGUGAAACCUCACCCGUUAGUAGCAGACACCAGCGAAAUGACGAGGCCCAGGAAGAAGCAGCCGCGGUGAGAGGACGCAGUGGUCAUCGCCAUAAAGAGGACAACGACGAGACAGAGGAAGCUGCUUCCGCAAAGCUGAGUGUACCGCCUCUCUCUUCAGUGCGGCUUCAACCCACUCGGCAUCGGACGAAAAGUGCUAUUCUCACUAUUCUGAGCAACGGCGAAGUUUGCAUCGAGUUCAUCAAGAAAAAGAAUAACAUAGAAAGGAUAGGGGAAGUCUGUCGAAUAUCAAGCGACGGCCUACGUAUAAUUCUGUACAAACCAACAGACGUUCUCAAGGCCAGUAGUCAACCGCCGCCUCUUCCACCUCGUGGAGCUGACAGCAUCCAUUCGUACGAGAGCUUGCCAGCGAAGCAUCACCGUAAAUAUCUCUACGCUGCGCGUUUCGUCAGUCUCGUUCGAGCAAAAACCCCCAAAAUCACUCUCUACACGGCGAAAGCCAAAUGUCUAUUCAUGGAGAACGGGCCGCAGCCCGACUGCGAGAUGCUCUUCUACGAUGGUGUCAAAGUGCUGCGGGCCGAUGGUGCGAUCAAAACGAUAGAAAAGUCCGGUCAAACUUAUCUGGAGACCGAGGUACCGCAACAGCUCGAAGAGUACUACGACCACUACACGGAUUGCUACAAGCGUUGUAUGCUGUUAGAGUCAUCGUUAACCUCACUCGAAGCCGCGACAGGGCAUUCUUACUUCCCAGCGAUCAUCGGACGCAAACCUGUUGUGCCGCUCAACGACUCAGCCACGCUAUUGCAGGGCAAAGAAAAUAUCUCGCGCAACCCUAUCAGUCCGCCAGUGAUGCCUUCGUUCGAUGCCACCUGUUCUAUGGUCUCGACCGUGAAUUCGCGUUCGAGAAGGUCCAACUCCGUUAGACUUCAUCAAUCCAAAGCAAUAAAAGUCAAUGUUCCUGGCGUCGGUACGGCUAUACAGAUGCCUUCCGGCGAUAUUCGCGUUGAUUACAAGGACGGUUCAGUCCUCACCGUAACUCCUCAGAAUUACGGUGGAGGGAUGUUGUACGAGAGUCCGAGUGGCAGUGUUCUUCGGUUCAACCAGCAGCAGCACCAGAGCAACGAGAUCCCGUCGAUUGUCAGGGAAAAGCUCUGCCACUUACCUAAUAUAGUUAAGCUCCUAGUGCAGCCGUCGCACAAGAACAUACGAUAGAGUUAGAUUAGUUUUAUAUAAAGGAGAUAGAUAAGUAUGUAAUUUUGUAAGAUAUACACGCAUAGACGCAAGAAGCUCCGGAGAUCUUGCAAUCCUGUAUUUUUACUAUCAUAUACUAUAUUUAUAUAACGAUUCAUACAUCCUUAAGGAGAUAUUGAUAUAAGCAUAUUAUUAUAUAUAGAUACUUUAUUUUUGCUAGCAGCAUACGUUAAGCACAAUAAAGACGUACGCAAUGUACAACUUUCC